Messenger RNA from Ilex paraguariensis (yerba mate), 1662 nucleotides. The record is from the annotation of a GenBank genome assembly. NCBI's taxonomy places the organism in Eukaryota, Viridiplantae, Streptophyta, Magnoliopsida, Aquifoliales, Aquifoliaceae.
GGGACCAACUUAACUCUCUGUUUCCGUUGUAGCACAUUGACAAACAAAAAAAAAAAACCUUUGUGUCUGUUAUUGUUUCCAUCGAUCUCAUCUGGGUGUUUAUCUGUUUGGAGAUAAACAGAAAAUAGGUCUGUUCUUUCUUCUCCAUAAGUUUUCUCUCUCUCUCUUUCUCUCCCCUUGGAGAAGAAGAAGAAAAAGGUGUAUAUAGAUGGAAGAUAGUAUCAUAUACUUGAUUGUAUUCAGUGUAAUCUCAUGGACAACAGCAUUUUUGUUGUCAAGAAGGAUCUUCCACAAACGCUCUUUUGAUUUCUGCAACCGAAUCAUUUCCACCAUUCAUGCAUGUUUAGCUGUAAGCAUAGCUUCUCUCUCUGUACAAGAUUGGUGGUGCCCAGUUUGUCCUUUGGCUUCUAAAUCUUCUCCCCAACAGAUGCAAACACUAGCAGUGACACUUGCUUAUCUCAUCUACGAUCUAAUAUGUUCCCUUUUCGACAAGAAUGUCAAGCUUGACAACUCCAUCCAUCAUUUAGUCAGCAUUGUGGGAAUUGGGGCAGGCCUUGCCUAUGAAAGGUGUGGAUCAGAAAUGGUGGCAGCUUUGUGGAUUACAGAGAUUUCAAGUCCAUUCCUCCACCUUAGGGAGCUUCUCAAAGAGCUUGGAUACAAGGACACUGAUGUUAACUUGGCAGCUGAUAUUUCAUUUGCUGGCAUCUUCACAUUUGCAAGGAUGAUUGGUGGACCUUAUCUCGCCUAUGUGACUCUAUAUGCUAACAACCCAUUUCUCAUAAAGGCAAUGGCUUUGGGACUGCAGUUGGUGAGUGCUUUCUGGUUCUACAAGAUAGCAAGGAUGGUGAUGUACAAACUGAGGAGGAGGAGGACUACAUCUAAAAGAGUUACCAAUGGAACAAAAGAUUGAGCAUGAAAGUUUUCACUUUGCUGAGAAUGAAUGCAAUCAUGAUUUGGACAAUUGUUUUCCGCGAAGGUAUUUGCAAGCUUACAUUAUGUGUGGCUCUUUUGCCUGCUGCAAUACCUCUUUCAGGACCAAAGCAAUUCUAUGUGACAUGUGACAUUCCAAAAACCUUUCUUUCACCCUCUCAUAGCCGUUCUUUCCCAAAGUCAGCCUCCUCUCAACCUGGGUGGCCAGUUUCACAAUGUUCUUCGCCAGAGGUGUCACACCCUCUUUCCCAACCGGGUGUAACAAUCCCGUUGUUCCAUUUACCACUAUCUCCCUUGUGCCUCCAGCAGCUGUGCCCUGAUAAGAAAAUCGUAUGCAAAAGUUAAAAUGCUAGUUGUGAAGUGUGGAGAGACCAAGCCGCUCAAAGCAAAUGAAUGGCAUUAUUCACCUCCUAAGACGUACAAAUACAUCGCAAUAUUCUAGUAUUAUUCACGAGUCACAACCACCUGACGUUAUUAGGGAUGGAAGUGGUCGGGUCGAUUUUGGCACUAUUUAUGAUGGCCCUAGAACAAAAGAGAAUCACUUAAAGAAAAACCCAUUUUACAUGGGGACAUGCACUAUAUAUGAUGGCUCUGUAUGCAUUUUGACCGUCUUUUCUCCCUUUCCCCACUGUUAAUCUUCCUUUCCACUCCGAAAGUUAACAAGAUGAAAAUCUACUACAAUUUGGUGUUGGAAAGACUAAACUGAAAUUAACAUAUAGACCAAUAGUUCAG